Messenger RNA from Neltuma alba, 779 nucleotides. RefSeq names its product GSH-induced LITAF domain protein. NCBI's taxonomy places the organism in Eukaryota, Viridiplantae, Streptophyta, Magnoliopsida, Fabales, Fabaceae. The coding region runs from base 140 to 556 and encodes 138 amino acids. Gene Ontology annotation, molecular function: zinc ion binding. The transcript has 3 exons. The record is from RefSeq and is a predicted model, not a curated record.
AUGUGCGACCCGAUGCCAAAAGGGUCAAAGACGCGCUUGUUUGCGGUGGUGAAAUCAGCUCAGCCACGAAAGGGAGACUGAUCAAACCAGUACCCGCAAUUCUGAUUGGAAUCACGAACAGGGAAAAAGCAAGGAUCGAAUGGCGAAAAAGGGAGAAGAAGAAGUGGUGGUGGGAGUUCCGUAUUAUGCCUAUUCCGCCGGAAACCCUCAUCAAGCUGGCGUCAUCCCUCCCAAUGCUUUCGUCGGCGACCCCAAGGGCGUACCCAUCCACCAAACCAUGUACCGCGACACUCCUGCUCCUUUCAACUGCGUUCACUGUUCUAACACUGGCCUCACUACUGUCAGGUCAAAACCAAGUCUGGCAGCAGUAGUUGGUUGCAUGAUGCCAUUUAUGCUUGGAGUUUGCUUUCUUUGCCCUUCAAUGGACUGCCUUUGGCAUAAAUAUCACUACUGUCCUCAAUGCCAGCGAAAGGUUGCAGAUUUCGAGAAAACAGAUCCCUGUGCUGUGAUGGAUCCUCCCAACUGGACGCAGCAGAGCUUUGCUUUAUCUGCAUGAUGCCAUAAUGUGAUGAGUCUGUUACCCGCAAAUUGACUUGAACUAUUUGCAGGAUUAGCUGUGUUUUCUAUUACUGGUAGUAUCCUCCACAACUGGCUUUACAUGUAUUGCCAAUUUGUCUGCAUAAUGCUUUUUUGACAUGUAUAUUACGCAGUUGUUAUGUGUAACGCCUAACUCCUAUAUACUAAAAAGGUCAAUAAAAUUAAAUGUGAACCACUAAAAA